This is a messenger RNA of Sphaeroforma arctica JP610, 1653 nucleotides long. RefSeq lists its product as hypothetical. The record is from RefSeq and is a predicted model, not a curated record. Lineage: Eukaryota; Ichthyosporea; Ichthyophonida. Gene Ontology annotation, cellular component: cyclin E1-CDK2 complex; nucleus; cytoplasm. Gene Ontology annotation, biological process: regulation of cyclin-dependent protein serine/threonine kinase activity; G1/S transition of mitotic cell cycle. Bases 1 to 1350 code for a protein of 449 amino acids. Gene Ontology annotation, molecular function: cyclin-dependent protein serine/threonine kinase regulator activity. The transcript has 2 exons.
AUGCUAGCACCGAUGAUGAAUCACUCUCAAUUGCAAUGUCUACCCUUAAGUACUCAAUCAGAGUCAGCAAGUGUGUCAUCUGUAGGCGGUGCCUGCCAACAACAGCCACAGCAGUGCACACGUAAACGUACUGUACGAAUCAGUAGCACGCGGAAAGCUAGUGGGAUUCUUAAUUCGACAAGCAAGGUCACACUCAAACAGCAGGGUGGACCUAUACUCGGCGACAUUACCGGGCGUGUGGUCAAUCGCUCCACGUCGACCAGCCAACGGAGGCAACAGAGAACCAAGCCCAACUCAGCGCCCCAGGCACAAAGUACACACAGUACGCAUAGUACACACAACCAGCUGCUCACAGGCGAUGCAUACACGAACACGCAUACAUCGUACAGAGUGUGUGGAGUUGCCUCACCGACUGCACAAGACUUUGUGGAACGCGGAACCGCCAGAAGAGACGAUUGGCUGGCCAGAUGCGAGGUGGACACCCGAUAUGCCAUCACUGACGAGUUUCUCGAAGACAAACAUCCAGAGAUCACCGACAAGAUGCGUUGUGUGCUUCUUCACUGGCUGGGUCUGGUGUGUGUUGAACAUGAAUUACAAACACGCACAUACCAGACAGCUUGCAUGAAUGUGGACAGGUUUCUCUCGGAGUCUCGUACCCCCGUACUCAAGGAGCACUUCCAGCUGCUCGGAGCUACGGCGCUGAUGAUGGCGAGUAAAGUGCAUGAAUCGUAUCCCAUUGAGGUCAGCAGGCUGGCCGCUUUAACCUGCGGAGCCUGCUUUGCGGACGAGAUAGUGCUUAUGGAGACUCAUAUGUGCCAAGUGUUGAGAUGGCAACUCACUCCCAUGACAACCUGUGAAUGGCUAUCUUUCUACCUGUCUUUACUGCCAAACCGAAAUUUCCAGGAGGAUGUCACGCUUGACGAAUUCUCGCUGCAUCAAACACUUGCCGAACCGGAUGGUGUACUCACAACCAACGAGCAGAAGGAAUACUACAAGAAAGCCUUGGAGAUACUCAAUGUGGUCACCCUUUUGCCAAAUGGUAAAGCGGUUAGUGCCCGAGUACUAGCUUUUGCGGCACUCUCCUGGGUAUUGCCACAGACUACUACCACACAAUUGCAAGAGAGAAUUCGCACAGAGUUCCUGGCGGAAGAAGCUGAGUACUUUGUCUCACCGGAGCUGCACGAGUACUUGCAUAAAAUAGUCUACUCCGAUCGGAUUUCUUUACAGGCACAAAUGGACAUUACCUCUUGCGACGCGAAUAAACUUGGCCGUAUUAGCAUCCACUCGUGCUCCUUCAGUGCCGAAAAUUCGGACAUCCUAGACAUAUACGAAGACCUGCACGGAGAAUAGGUUUGCUUUCCUAGACCAUUGUGACCUGUCCCGUAAGCCGGGGCAUCAGUCGCACUUUUCACGAUCAGGAGAGGGGUUAUGUAAUCCUAAACGAAAAAGAAGCAUCUCAGCACGCAAGUACUAAGAGGGCAGAGUUGACACCUUCAGUAUGGAAAAUGGAUCCGUACACAUUCCUAUCGAAUCCUAACAAGUAUCUAAGUGCAAAUUGAGUUGACGGCGAGUUUGUAACUGCGCCGUGCCAUGAUGUAAGGAUUAAAAUGCCUGAGAUUGUCGCCUUGAGAGACUCAUCAUAGCCUUUGUGCC